UGUGGAGAGAGUGUGAGAGAAGCUAGCAAAAAAAACAAAAAAACACUGAGUGUGCAGCAGAGGCUAUUUAAGGUGGGUUUUAUUCAGACAACAAAGGUUUACUCCUACUUUACACAUAUGCAAACUUAGCGAAAGCCAUUCAAUCACAAAAACAAGAAGAGGUCUAUUAAAAAUGUAAAUAUUCACUUACACCAACAGGCUGCCUCUCCCCCCAGUUAAAUCUAAAUGUUUUUCUCCUAUAGAAUCUGCAGAUAUCUCCUCCAUCCUCUCCUCCUGAGCUGCUGCGCCAUCUAAAACCAUCCCAAACUUUCUAAACUGGGGAUUUUCAGGCUCUGUCACAGUUUAUAAGAUUAAUGAUCUGUGUGGUGUAAACAGUAUUUUUUUUUCUAAGGGAGCCAUAUUGUAAACGGUGGUGGCCAGCCUAAUGUUAACAGUCAUUACAUCACCCAGAGGACCGAAAUGUGUCCGAGGGAUGCGCUAUUGUUUGUGCGUAACGCGGGGCCGGGAUGCGCCUACCCGCCGCCCACACAGCGCACAUGGCGAGCGACGGCCUUCGUGUUUUUUCUCCCCGGACUUUACCCCCCGUGAGGACUAAACAAUAGCAGCUAUCCUGCGAUAAAGCCCCUCUCUGCCACAGAAAAUAAUAAUGCUGCUUCCCACAGCCGUCACUGCCGUCAGGCCCAGGCUCCCAAUUGGUUGUCUUGGGUCACGUGACCAGGAAUUGGCUGCAAUUUCGCCCCAUAGUUCUUCAGUUUAGCCUACCCAGGUCCCCAUACGCUAGUAAUAUCACCAAUAUACAAUUAUUAAAUAGCCACCGCAUUUACGCCAUUGCGGUCGGGAGCCUUACACGCUCGUGGUUUUUUUUUUUUUCAUUUAUUUUUGUACAAAGCCAUAUUGUAUUGUGAGCGUGUGCGGUGUGUUGCAUGUGUGAAUGUUUUUUUUUAUUUUGGGGAAGGGAUUGUUUCGGGGGUCUCGCCGUUUGAGGUAGAAGCCGGUUUGAGGGAGCAAUGAAUUUUGAAUUUGAGAGGGAGAUCGGUUUUAUAAACAGCCAGCCGUCCCUAGCAGAGUGCCUGACGUCCUUCCCCGCCGUCCUGGAGUCAUUUCAAACUUCAUCAAUCAAGGAGUCGACAGUAAUUCCGCCUCCCUUUGAGCACACCAUCCCCAGCCUCAGCCCCUGCACAGCCAGCCAGCCGAGACCGACUGCUAGGAGCCAGCAGAACCGGAGGACCUCCGUCACUAAUGGCCUCCAGACGCAGCACCGAGCCGCCCAGCAGCCCUGCCCGCCCGGCCAGGCCCCUGCCCCGGCAUUCGCCAACUCGGCCGGUCCGCUGGCCCACGAGUUCCCCUGGAUGAAGGAGAAGAAGUCAUCCAAGAAGUCCCCCAAGCCUGGGAGCAGCUCCAGCGGUGGCGUAUCCAUCAUCCCCCCUGCCUCUUCCUCCCCGUCGCCGACCGCCUCCGGGUACGCUUCGGCGGGCAUCGAGUCACCCACAGACCCGAGCCAGGCGGGUCUGGAUGGUGGAGCUGGGUCCCGCCGGCUGCGCACCGCCUACACCAACACCCAGCUGCUGGAGCUGGAGAAGGAGUUCCACUUCAACAAGUACCUAUGCCGGCCCAGAAGGGUGGAAAUCGCCGCGCUUUUGGACCUCACCGAGCGGCAGGUCAAAGUUUGGUUCCAGAACCGGCGCAUGAAACACAAGCGCCAGACUACGCACCACCGGGACGGAGGGGGGCAUGAAUCCAGCGACCCAGGCGGGUUUGAGCCGCUCGAAGGCGCCGAUGCCUCCUCCCCGUACUCGAGCCAGCCGCUGGAAGCAUCUGGCACCGGGGAGGCUACAUCGGACGUAGAGGCUGGGAGCUGCAAUCCAUCUUCGGCCGCCUACGCGAAUGACAGCACGGAUAAUGCACCCACGUCGGAGGAGGAAGGCCGAUUGAGCUGCCCUGAACCGCUUCCAGGGCCCUCUGGCUCCUCUGACUCCCCUCCUGCACCUCAGAACUCUGCGGAUAUCCCGGGCCUGAUGCAUCUUAGCGAGUCCGGGCCAGCAGUGCCAGAUCCGUCCUUCUCUGAGCAGCCGGACUCCUCCACUGCUCCUCCUGCCGCGUCCUCAUCAUCAUCGGUGCUCCCCGACCUCACCUUCUUCGCCGGGGACUCCUGCCUGUCUCCCAGCCUGCAGAGCUCCCUGGAUAGCCCGGUGGAUUUCUCCGAGGAGGACUUUGAUUUGUUCACAAGCACACUGUGCACCAUAGAUCUGCACAACCUCAACUUCUGAGAUAAAUAAAACAAAACUAAUAAUAGAGGAGGACGGGUGAACAAUCGAGCGGAGGCGACGGCUGUUUAAAAAGCAUUAAAGCUUCUCGGCAACAUUCCUGAAACAUUGCUGAAUGAAUUUAUGUUCUUUACAAAAUAUCUGUUCGUCUUUUUUUGCUGGUGUUAUUUUGCGGCUAUAAUAUAGAGUUAAUUUAAUUUUUAAUCAUCCAAGGAAAAUGUUUAUUUUUGUUUUUUCCACGAUCGAAAAGUUGUGGAUUUGUUCUCUCCCCUUCUUCAGGUAUUUAUUGCCUUCAUUUUUCCCCGUUUUUAUGGAUUUUUUCUUCUCGUGCAUUUUGGUGCAGCUUCAUGGAUUCUUAAUAACUUCUCAGGAACUGUUCGAUGCAGAAAGCUGGACUGCUUUUACACAAUCUCAACUCCAGAGAAGCCCUGCUGAUGACCCGAGUUUUAGACCCUAGUUUAUUUAUUGAGAUUCUUUAAUAGUGAAAAUCCAAAUUAUUUAUUGUACAUAUAUUUUCAUAGUGGAAUAAUAAUAAUAAAAACACACAAACAUUUA
Molecule: messenger RNA, 2819 nt
Organism: Eleginops maclovinus (Patagonian blennie)
Lineage: Eukaryota; Metazoa; Chordata; Actinopteri; Perciformes; Eleginopidae
Gene: hoxb2a
Product: homeobox B2a
Exons: 2
Coding region: 1008-2267 (419 amino acids)
Biological process (GO): regulation of transcription by RNA polymerase II
Cellular component (GO): nucleus
Molecular function (GO): RNA polymerase II cis-regulatory region sequence-specific DNA binding; DNA-binding transcription factor activity, RNA polymerase II-specific
Source: RefSeq, a predicted model, not a curated record